Molecule: messenger RNA, 637 nt
Organism: Manis pentadactyla (Chinese pangolin)
Lineage: Eukaryota; Metazoa; Chordata; Mammalia; Pholidota; Manidae
Gene: SMDT1
Product: single-pass membrane protein with aspartate rich tail 1
Exons: 3
Coding region: 66-389 (107 amino acids)
Biological process (GO): calcium import into the mitochondrion; mitochondrial calcium ion homeostasis
Cellular component (GO): mitochondrial inner membrane; uniplex complex
Source: RefSeq, a predicted model, not a curated record
AGCGUUCUUCCUGAGGGCUUCACCCGAUUCGGUCGGGGUGCCCGGGCUAGGGGCGGAGCUGGAAUAUGGCGUCUGGAGUGGCUCGCUGGCUGGCAGUGGCGCCUGUCCGGUCCAGGGUUUUCUGGAGCGGGCCGAGUUUGAAGGCAGGUGGCGAUGUCUCCGCUGGACGGGGCAGCUCAGGUCGGAGUUUGGUACCGUCGAGGUCAGUCAUCGUUACUCGCAGCGGCGCCAUUUUGCCCAAACCGGUGAAAAUGUCCUUCGGCCUUCUCCGUGUGUUCUCCAUUGUGAUCCCCUUUCUCUAUGUUGGGACACUCAUUAGCAAGAACUUUGCUGCUCUACUGGAGGAGCAUGACAUUUUUGUCCCAGAGGAUGAUGACGACGAUGACUAACAGGGCACAGAGGAAGCACAGGAGAAAUCCCUAACUUACUAAGAAAUGGUGAUGCUCGCAGCCUCUCAUCCUUCCCUAUCAGUAGAAGAGCCCAGGGAAGGCCCUCAGCCUCCCAACUCCAGUGAAGCCUUCUGCAUGGUCUGUGACCACAGCCCAGAUCCCCAGGCUCUGGGAGGUUCCCAGAGAUGUGCUGUCCACUGGGCACAGUCAGAUCAUGAAUAAACAUAAUAAACGUCAGCUCUGUAUGA